ACACACACACACACACACACAAACACACACAGAAAUGCAGUAAAAUAAGCAGAGCUGAGCGGAGGCAGUCAUGGAGUUGCGAGCUGAACUGCUAAAGUCCAUCUGGUAUGCUUUCACUUCUCUGGAUGUGGAGAAGAGCGGGAAGGUGUCCAAAUCUCAGCUAAAGGUGUUGUCUCAUAACCUAUACACUGCGCUGAACAUCCCACACGACCCUGUGGCUCUAGAGGACCACUUCAGCGAUGAUGAUGAUGGGCCGGUGUCCAACCAGGGGUACAUGCCCUACCUCAACAAAUUCAUACUGGACAAGGUGGUUGAGGGCACGUUUGCUAAGGAGAACGUAGAUGAGUUCUGCUGGACUCUCUGUGCCAAAAAGAACUACCGGCCUAAAAAUGGCGUGGACGUUCUGCCUGAUAAAGAUGCCUUCCAUCUUUGGUGCCUCUUCAACUUCCUGUCUGAAGACAAUUAUCCACUGGUCCUGAUCCCAGAGGAGGUGGAAUAUCUCCUGAAGAAGAUCUGCAUAGCCAUGAGUGUGGAGUUGAGCUGUGUGGACAUGGAAGACUUCAUCUCCCAGGAGGCUGUGCAGCAGAGCGGCAUCACAGUGUGGGCCUUCCUGGACUUUGUCAACACCGGGAGGCUGACCAGUGGGAUGGUGAAGGAAUCCGUUACGAUGGCGAUAGACGAGGUCUACCAGGAGAUAGCAGGCAAUAUCAUAAAACAGGGGUAUUUGUGGAAGAAGGGCCACUUGCGGAGGAACUGGAAUGAGCGCUGGUUCUCUCUCCAGCCCAGCACUCUGCAUUACUAUGUCAGUGAGGACCGCAAGGAGUGUAAAGGCUGCAUCGAGCUGAGCCACAACUGCUGUGUGGAGGUGCUGCCAGAGAAGGAGGGGAAGAGGUGUAUGUUCUGUGUCAAGACGCUCACUAAGACCUACGAGAUGAGCGCCCCCGACACCAAGCAGAGACAGGAGUGGACCACAGCGAUCCAGACAGCCAUCCGUCUGUGUGUGGAGGGGAAGAAAUCCCUGCAUAAGGACCUGAAGCUGCGACGCAGGGAGCAAAGGGAGGAGAGGGAGAGGAGACACACCGCCAAGGAGGAGGAGCUCCAAAGUCUGCGCCUUCUCCAGUGGGAGAGGGAGAGCAAGUUGGCUGAGCUGGAGCUACUACAGGAUGCGCAAAAGCAGGCCCAGACAGCUCUGCUGCAGGAGGAGCAGAAGAGGAUACAACAUGUGGAGCUGCAGAGAACCCUGCAGGAGCAGCUACAGCAGGCUGAGGAGGCACGGGCCAGCAUUCAGGCAGAAAUGGCCCUCAAGGAUGUAGAGACGGAGCGUCAGAGGAGGAGAAUAAGGGAGCUGGAGGUGAUGCAGCUCCGCCUGGAGGAGGCCCUGCAUCAGGAGAUGAGAGCUAGACAAGACGAGGAGGUCUACUUCCUCGCACAGGCCAGGCUGCUGGUAGAGGAGGAGGAGAAGAUGAAGGCGCUGCUGGCCCUCCAGGAGGAACAGGAGCAGUACAUCCUGAAGACCCAGAGAGAGAAGCAGGAGCUCAGGCAAGAGAUGGUAACCAAGUCCCAGGCUUUGGAGGAGGCCCAACACCAACUGGAGAAAGUUCGGGCCAGCAGGCACAGAAUGGACCAGGACAUUGCAGCUGCUCAAAGGAAGCUGCGACAUGCCAGCACCAGCGUCAAACACUGGAACAUCCAGCUGAACAGACUGACACAUCCUUAAUGGACUGGUAGAGAGAAGACCCUCUCUUGGAAGCUCAGGGGUCCCAGUUGUGUCUGUGCCCUCCCUACGAGACCCGGGCCUACGCCUGUACCAUCAGAGGAACGAAAGAGAGAAGAAGUGAGGAGAGAGUGAACAUCAGUGGAAGAGAGGAGAUGUGUCUGUAUCAAGCCUCCAAUGAGGACAUGGACUGUGCCUGAAGCCUAAGAUCCCCAAGCUAAGAAUGUUAAUGUAAAUACAUACCACUGGGGUUGUACUAGGGAGGCAGGUAGCCUAGCAGUUAAAAGCGUUGGGCCAGAAACCGAAAGGUUGCUGGUACAAAUCCCCAGACUGACUAGGUAAGAAAUCUGCUGAUGUGCCCUUGAGUAAGAUACUCUGCAUAAGAGUGUCAGCUAUAUGAUUAAAAUCAAAAUGUACAAUCAGAUCAUUUGAUAUCACUUUCUGUUUACUUAAGGGAUGUGUUUUUUGCGUGACGGAUAUCUUUAUGUUCUGUGAGUGUUUUCCCCUUUCUUUUCUCUCUUUCCCUGACCUUAGAGAGUUAUUAUGAUGGUAGGAAUAUUAGCAAAAUAAUGCUAAUAAUGCUUGGUGCCUUCAUGGGAGGAGAGUUUUCAAAUUUAAACCAUCAAUAUGUUUAUUCUGUUUUAAUUGUAAUUAUAAACAAAAACUCUGCAACUGGACAAAACUUAGCAGUUGUCAAUCAAUUGAUAAGUUUUAUGUUUAUAAUUAAACAAACUGAGUCUAAAUAACUCCACAGGACAACUUGGAUGACGACGCUAUUUUAUAUCUUCUCCUGAACUGGCGGAAGAGUUUGAAAUGGAAAUAAACGCUUUACGAUUGUUA
Oncorhynchus tshawytscha (Chinook salmon) is the source of this 2554-nucleotide messenger RNA. RefSeq names its product differentially expressed in FDCP 6 homolog. The record is from RefSeq and is a predicted model, not a curated record. NCBI's taxonomy places the organism in Eukaryota, Metazoa, Chordata, Actinopteri, Salmoniformes, Salmonidae. The transcript has 12 exons. Gene Ontology annotation, cellular component: nucleus; cytoplasm. The coding region runs from base 71 to 1717 and encodes 548 amino acids.